Kuraishia capsulata CBS 1993 is the source of this 201-nucleotide messenger RNA. RefSeq lists its product as uncharacterized. Gene Ontology annotation, biological process: outer mitochondrial membrane organization. The transcript has 2 exons. NCBI's taxonomy places the organism in Eukaryota, Fungi, Ascomycota, Pichiomycetes, Pichiales, Pichiaceae. The record is from RefSeq and is a predicted model, not a curated record. The coding region runs from base 1 to 201 and encodes 66 amino acids.
AUGAUCCCGAAUAUACGAAGGUUCUUCGCUAUGUUCAGGACGGAGGAAGAGGAGCGCUCCUACUCCCGCAAAGCUUUUUACAACUUUGUUGGGUUUUUGGCUUCGUGCGUAGCGUUUUCGUUCGUCGCCCAGAGACUCGAGAGUCGCCAGAGCAAAGACGUGCUGAACUUGGCCAAAGUUGCCAACUCUUUUGUUCACUAG